AUGGUAAUUCGAAAUGUCUACAAGGUGGAGGUGGAUUCAGGAGUGGAGUCUGUUCUGCUCCCCUUCAAGACUACAGUCAGUCUGACUGAAGAAGUCACAGUAAUGUGGAGAAACAACAGUGGCAUGAUGGUUGACUGUAAUUACUUCAAAGAGCUUCAACUCAGGCAGUAUAAAGGCAGAACAGAGAUGAAGGAAAAUUAUAAAUCUAGAGACUUCAGUCUGACCCUGAAGAACCCCACAGACAGAGACAGAGGAAUCUACACCUGCACCGUCUACAGAAAGGAAAAAAUCCUGGCUGAGAAACAAGUACUGCUCAAUGUCAAAGCUGACUCUCCGAUCAUCGCCAUAGACUUUGGUUCAGGAUACAGCGGCUACGCCUUCAAUCUAAAACCCAGAGAGGAAGGAGGUGAGACCCAGUUAAAGAGAUGGGGUAAAGAAGUUGGACUGGACUCCCCAAAGACUCCAACCUGCAUCCUGUUUGAUGAAGAUAAACAAUUCCUGGAGUUUGGUUAUAAAGCUAAAACAGCGUACAGCAACAUGACAGAAGAAGAAGCUGAAAAACAUUAUUUCUUUGAAGACUUCAAGAGGAAUAUCCUGUUCAUGGAAGGACACAGUGUGUACAUGGAAAUCACACUUCUCAGCCUUGACAUAGAGUUUUGCAUCAAGGAGUCGCUUGAGCACUUCCCGGACGUGCUGAAUAUGGGUCUGUUCAUCAGGAGAGAAAAUCAGAAUGUCAUCAACAUAAACAAAGACGCAGACAUUGAGUAG
This is a messenger RNA of Fundulus heteroclitus (mummichog), 768 nucleotides long. RefSeq lists its product as uncharacterized. The transcript is spliced from 4 exons. The record is from RefSeq and is a predicted model, not a curated record. Bases 1 to 768 code for a protein of 255 amino acids. Lineage: Eukaryota; Metazoa; Chordata; Actinopteri; Cyprinodontiformes; Fundulidae.